CUAUGAGGGCAGAACGCCGCUGCAUAUGUGCUGCCUCUCAGGGUUUGUUGAGUGUUGUCGCAAGUUCCUUCAAACCGGCGUGAAUUUAAAUGAAAAAGACGACAGUGGCAGAACGCCAAUCCACUGUGCGGCCUAUAAAGGGUUUAUUCAAUGUUUGGACCUGCUUACAAGCAAUGCGGCCGAUUUCGCGCUAAAGGACAACUUCGGCCGCUUGCCCCUUCAUUAUGCCGCCGCACAGGGACAUUUUCAAUGUGUUUUCACUUUGGUCGGCAUUGGCAGCCCCAUUAACGAUAGAGAUAUAGACGGAUGCACGCCCCUACAUCUAGCCGCCUCUUAUGACCAGCAGGCCAAAUGUGUUGAGUAUUUACUGGACCAUAAGGCGGAUGCGAAAAUUCGCGACGCUAAAGGAUUUUCCGCUCUUCACUACGCAAUCGUCUGUGGCAAUGAGGAGGGCGUGACUCUGCUGCUCAAUGCCACUGAGGAAUCGGUCUACAAGAAGGAAGGAGUGUCGCCCGAUAUUACACCAUUACAUCUGGCUGCAAAACUGGGAAGCGUCGACGUGCUCAAAGCGGUGUUAACCAAAUACAGCGACGUAAACAUUCAAACAGAACAAGGAAUCACGCCGCUCAUUCUGGUGGCCCGAGAGGGCUUCAAUAUAUGCAUGCACGUUCUGUUGCGCUUCGGGGCCAAAGUGUCGCUCUGCGACAACGUGAAUCAGAUGAACGCGGUGCAUUACAGUGCAAAGAGCGGCCAAUCGCUGUGUCUCACCCUGCUGCUGCACAACAGCGACGAUCUCAGCGUGAUCAACAUGGUCGACAGGCAACAGAGGACCGCUUUGAUGUUUGCCGUGUCGGGAAAUCACAAGGAGUGCGUGCAAGUGCUCCUGCAGUGCGGAGCGGACCCAAAUCUGGUGGAUGCUGACAAGCAUUCCUGUUUGUUUAGAGCUGUAGUGAAUGGGCAGGACGACAUCGUCCAACUCCUGCUGGCCAGCAAUGCGGAAGUGAGUGCCCGGGAUGUGAACGGGAAAACUGUGCUGCAUCUAGCCGGGGCUUGUGGGCAUUUAACCUGCCUGCAGCUCAUCCUCCAGUACAUGAAGGAAGCGGACGUUGUUAGCAGGGACAACCAGGACUGCACGGUUCUGCAUUGGGCCUGCUAUCACGGACACGCUCAUUGCGUGGAGCACCUUCUAUCCAAAGGCCUGUUUAAGGAGCUGGACGGCAACGUCUAUUCGCCGGUCCACUGCGCUUGCUUCUCCGGGUCCCAGUCCUGUCUGGAGCACUUGAUUGAGCACUUUGGCGACCAUAUCAUUCAUCUAAGGGACGAGAAGCAACGGACGCCGUUGCAUAUCGCAGCAUUGCACGGUCAUGCUGAGUGCGCCAGCAUGCUGCUGAACCUUGGGGCUGCACCCCUUGUAGUGGACAGCGAGGGUCGCACGCCCCUCAUUGCUGCCGCACAAUACGGACAAUCCAAUGUAGUUGAAUUACUUUUAAGCUGUAAAAUAGACUUGUCAGCCUGUGAUAACGAUGGUAACACCGCCUUACACUGGGCGUGCCUUAGGAAGCACCACCAGACUGCCUUACUCAUCUUAGAGAGUUGCCAAGACGCCAAAAUUGUAGAUGUAAGCAAUAAUGAGAAAAAGACUCCGCUGCACCUAGCAGCGCGCAACGGAUUGGUGGACGUAACACGGGAGCUGCUGAAAAAGGGCGCAAACGUCCUGGCCAUCGACAACGAAGGGCUGACGCCCGCUUUGAGCUGCGCCCCAAACAACAAUGUCGCCCAUUGCUUGGCGCUCAUUCUCCAAAUGCUCCCCGAUUGCCUGGACAAGGCGAACAAGUCGAACGACCCUCCCGUCCUGUCCCUACUCCCUUUCGCCUGCCUUAAUCAGUCCAAUCAAUCGGUUCAAACGCAAACGCAUCUAGUGCUUGUCACCGAUCCCGACCUGUUCCAACUGAAACAGGCCUUCCUGGUGCCUGAAAAGCCCAAGUCGCCAAAACGCACCAUCAAAGUCGACCGAAGCAGGGAUUUUUACAUCAAAGAGAUGCAACCGGUGGAGAGCAAGGGGGCCAUACCGAAACAACCGGAGGACAAGGGGCGCACGCUUCACCGAUCGGACAAAGAGCUGCAUCUGCCCAAGCGGCCGAGAAAGAGCUACAAUGCGCUUUGCAAGGACUGCGGCCGCUUGCAGAGGCUGUGCCUCAGCUGCAGGAAGCUGAUGGAGCUGAGGAAAAAGAGGAAGCAAAGAGCUGCGGUUGUUCCGAAGGAAUCAGCCUUUGAGGGCUUCGAUAAGGUUUUCCUGGAAAUCUUGACGAAAACCAUUCGGGCCGAUGAGCCCCCAAUGGCAGAGAAAGAGGGGGACUGUAAAGAGAAGAGACUGGACGGUGACGAGCUGCGCCCCCAUCUAACUGGCCAAGAAGCGGAGUUUUUGCAGCUGAUCGAGACAAACAUUGCAGAGCUGCUGGACAAGCAGCAGGUCCAGAGCGUUGGGGAGUUAUCAGUGUCUGACUGUGAUUCGAUUAUUGGAGACAGCUGGCCAGGGGAGAGCAUCGUGCUUUUUAAGAGAACAGAAGGGGGCUAUGAAGAGAGCCAACUUUCACCUCUCACUGACCAUGGUAGGGACCUUGAUAAUCCCCCAACUGAGUUAGGGGUAGCAAAAUCUGCGAGCGAACCUGGUGAAAUUGCAAUAACCCAACCCGCUCCACUGGAGGGUCGAACAACGAAGGCAUCGAACACCAAUCUAGAUCAGUCCAACGCGAUGCGAAUGGCUCUUAAAGACUCCAUGUCCAGCCUGCCUGGUUUGAAGGAGCUUAAAGGCCUGGAUUCGAAUCACUCCAGCGACAACGAGUUUUACUAGCGAAUAAUUAAAGUUUCAUUUGGACUUUGCUGUUUUGGUGUGGUGUAAUGCGAACAACUGUUCUAGCGCGACUAGAGCUGGAUCGGGUAUCAGAAAACUGAAAAGGGACGGCGAGUGAAGACUCAAAGUCCUCAACGGACUACUUCUAAUCUGUGAUAAGAUAACGGGCAAACCAAAGUGAUUUUUUCCAUUAGCCAGCUCUAGUUUAUCAAGUACAUCAAAGACCAGUGAUAUGAAACUUCCGCCUUGCCCUAGCAAUAUCAAAGUUUGCCUUUUUUCAACGUUAAAUUUACUAAUCGGGAUGUUAGAUUAACUGGAACACAGGGCCUAUUUAAGCGAUUUUCUAAUAUUAGGUAGAGCAAUUUUCAAUUAGGGGUAAAUGCUUGUGCGUGCAGUAUGAAAGGUUUUAGGCGACGAAGUUUGUACUUAAAUCCAUAAUUCUUUGCCUGUUUGGACGAAGGGAAACCGGUGUUCGAGUUUCUCAAUACUAACUGUUUUGAUGAUUGUUUAGUGCGCACUAGUUAAGCCAAACGAGCGAUUCAAUUAUUACCUUUUGAAUUAAUAUUAACAGAAAAUUUAAAAAACCUACUAACUAGAAGAUAUAAGGUGAAUAAUCCGGUUAGACUGAGGAUGGCGUUAAUGCAGUCAAUGCAGACUGGAGUCUCGGAGAAAUCUAACUAUUCAUAUGGGUUUUUACGGUAAAAAUCGAUUGUUUUAGUCUGUUUUGUGAUGAUUCGUUGACCUGUAACUCUCCUGGAAAAUUCUGAAGAGUUCACCAAGUUAAAAAUAGUUUUUUACUUUAAUUAGUUCGAUUGCCACAUUUCCGCUAUUUUUAUUCGGAUGGUGUUCGUUUCAAAUUUACCAGGAGAUGUAGUUUCUGGACGCCCUGUAUAACGUUUGUAUCUAUUUUCCAUACUUUUUACACGGUUUGUACAUGUAUAUAUAGGUGUACUUAAAUAUAUAUACAUCACUUU
Messenger RNA from Dendroctonus ponderosae (mountain pine beetle), 3825 nucleotides. RefSeq names its product serine/threonine-protein phosphatase 6 regulatory ankyrin repeat subunit A. Gene Ontology annotation, molecular function: protein binding. NCBI's taxonomy places the organism in Eukaryota, Metazoa, Arthropoda, Insecta, Coleoptera, Curculionidae. The record is from RefSeq and is a predicted model, not a curated record.